Molecule: messenger RNA, 162 nt
Organism: Pseudocercospora fijiensis CIRAD86
Lineage: Eukaryota; Fungi; Ascomycota; Dothideomycetes; Mycosphaerellales; Mycosphaerellaceae
Exons: 2
Coding region: 1-162 (53 amino acids)
Source: RefSeq, a predicted model, not a curated record
AUGUCCAGUCCGCAGCUAUAUCGUGCACCUGGAGCCUUCUAUUGCAUGCAUACCAUCAUGACUAUCCCCAGCAGGCGACAUGCUCCCAACGCUUGGAUGGGACAACCACGGUCCGCCCUCCUCCACCUCCACCUCCAGCUGCUCCUCGACGUGCACGCGUGA